This is a messenger RNA of Coregonus sp. 'balchen', 3453 nucleotides long. NCBI's taxonomy places the organism in Eukaryota, Metazoa, Chordata, Actinopteri, Salmoniformes, Salmonidae. The record is from the annotation of a GenBank genome assembly.
AUGAAUUUACCGAUGUAUACAUUUGUCGCUCGAGACGACAACAGUACUAUUUAUGCUGAAGUUUCCAAAAUUCUCGUCGCUACUGGACAAUGGAAGAGACUGAAAAGGGAUAAUCCCCGAUUCAACUUGAUGUUGGGCGAACGGAACAGACUGCCAUUUGGACGGCUUGGUAAGAGUAACACUUUUGGCAUACGCAGUAAAUGGUCUUCCAUUGCAUUGAAUGCCUUUUGUUGGAAUGUCAGUAUUCUUGUUCUCACCCUCAAGCCAAACCCAUGAAUUGUGUCGUACGAAACAGCUGAUGUAGACCUCUGAUGGAGCCCAAUAGGCUGAUACACAUCACCCGUGCUAAUCUGGCACUCACUGCAAUGCGCCUAGUCUCAUUGGGAGUCAAACCAGGACAUCUACACUCUGCAAAGUAAAAAGAAAGUUACUCCCUUAUACCACUGAUAAUGUUCCUGAAUUAUUGAUUUGUGGCCCACCCCUGUCUCAAUUUAUAAUCAAGAUUUUGGCCUUGACUAUCCUGGAGCCUAUAGUCUAUUGCUACUUUGUUACAAAAUUAUAACCUUAUUUUAGUGAUAUCACUGUAUCCACAUGCAUCCUUGGUCACUGAAUCAUAUCCUCUGUGGAAGAUGCCACAAGUAGGCCUUAUUGGACACACUGAAAUGCCAUGUUUGACCUCAGAGAGGGAGAAGGACCUAAAUGAUUGCUAAAUGAUUUAUUGUGUUUACACCGCCCUAUUGUAAUCACUUUUUCAUCUUUAUUUUUUCUGCAUGUGUUCGUUUAUCCUCCCACAGGUCAUGAGCCUGGACUGAUGCAACUGGUGAAUUAUUACAGAGGAGCAGACAAGUUGUGCCGUAAAGCAUCUUUAGUCAAGUAGGUAUUUUCAAACCUUGACGAGUUGAAAAGGUUCCAGUGUAAUAAUUUUCACUCUGAUACUGUAAUUUUCACUCAUUCAUGCUGAUACUGUAAAUGUCAUCAAUAUCCGCUUUCUUUACAUUGUGCAGGUUAAUCAAGACUAGCCCGGAGCUUCCAGAUCCCGGCAACUGGUUGCCUGAAUCCUACAUCAUCUAUCCUACUAACCUCAACACUCCCAUCGCUCCUGCAAAGAAUGGCAUGAGCCACCUGAAAAGUAACCCCAAGACGGAUGAAAGAGAAGUUUUCCUGGCCUCUUAUCACUCAAGGAAGGAAAGCGGAGAGGGAACAGUGUGGAUCGCCAAGUCAUCUUCUGGAGCAAAAGGUAGGUCUAAAGGCUCAGAUUUCUACUGACAGCUGGUACUGCUAGAUACUGUAGUUAUUGGGCAUUAUGGGGGGAAAAUUAUAGUAUUGCUGCCUAAAGAAGCUCUCUUUUUAAGCUAAUGCAUGCCUCAUGUUUUUGGAAGUUUCCUUUGACUACCCAGGGAGUUACAAACACGUUGUUGGCUAAAUAUAUAUUACUAGGAUUGUAUACAAAGAUGAGGCUUGGGUUGGUUUUCUUGUUCCAGGUGCUGGUAUUUUGAUAUCCCAUGAUGCAAAUCAAUUGCUGGAGUUCAUUGAUAAUCAAGGGCAGGUUCAUGUCAUUCAGAAGUACCUAGAAAGACCACUACUGUUGCAACCUGGCAACCGUAAAUUUGACAUCAGGUAAGCAGCUGAUACUAAUACUUUUGAGUGAUAGCACAUCUAGUGUGUGUUUAUUACACAGUUAUUACCAACAAAGACCAUAUAGGCUUAUAAUACACAGUUCAGGCAGUCUGAGGAACAGCAACAUAAGAAAUGUUAUCACUGGUGUUUUGCCCAGUAGUCUCUGACUCUGUGGGUUUGUUGUUGUGUUCUUAGGAGCUGGGUGCUCGUGGACCAUCAGUACAACAUCUACCUUUACCGGGAGGGUGUGCUGCGGACGGCGUCGGAGCCCUACGACAGCUCCAACUUCCAGGACGUGACCAGCCACCUGACCAACCACUGCAUCCAGAAAGAGCACUCGCAGAACUACGGCCGCUACGAGGAGGGCAACGAGAUGUUCUUCGACGAGUUCCGGCAGUACCUACUGAGCAUGCACAACAUAGUGCUGGAGACCAACAUUUUACCUCAGAUCAAGCAGAUCAUAAGGUAGCUAGCUACUUCUCCUCCGGUGCUAUGCUGUUUGUGUUUACUUCAAUGAAGGAGAUGGAAAAAUACCGUUUUUUCAGAUGACCUUGAAAACAUGGCCUUUCCGUUAACAUUGCAUAGUUCUACAAAUAGCUAUUUAUAGGUAUUUGCUUAACAACUAGGCUAUACUCUACUUAGACACCUGACAAUGGUUGUUCUGUCUGGUCUCCUAGGAGCUGUCUGACAUGCAUUGAGCCUGCCAUCAGCACUAAGCACUUGUCCUAUCAGAGCUUCCAGCUCUUCGGCUUUGACUUCAUGGUGGACGAGAGCUUCAAGGUGUGGCUGAUAGAGAUCAAUGGAGCUCCGGCCUGCGCACAGUCAGUACUAUUUUAUAUUAUUCUCCCAGUGGUCAUAAACAUAGCAGAUAGUAAUAUGUUAUAAAACUAUUUUCCUCUUUAUCCCCUUCCUCUUGCCUGCACUCAGUUGGUUCAUCCUCUCUUUACAUCAAUAUACUAUUGCAGGUUUUUCAUUACAUUUUAUUCAUUUAAUUUUUGUUGAACUCUGUUAUUUUCACCAAAGGUUCUACAUCUCACCUCCCCUUAUGUUAUAUUUCCAUUUCAUAUAAAAUUCAGAGUAAAGGGCCUCACUCCCAAAUUACAGUGUGAGACAAUGUGAUACAAUUAUUUGAGACAUAUGCAUGGCGUGUGCUCUACUCAGACGGACUGGCAGUUGUUUCUUUGUUUGUUCACGCCAAGAGGUUUGGGCAGAAAUGUUCAUUCCUUUUGAUAAUGUUUGUUCCGUUGUUCAAAGCUUAGAGGGCUUUAAUAACUUCUCAUGUUAGAAUUUAAUGAAUGUUUUAUUUUUGAAUCUCUGACUUCCCGGUGAACUUAAAUGUGCUUGAGUGUAGAAUUGUCCUUUGAAUAGAUUUUUCAUGCUAGAUAAAGUUUCUGGACUCUGGAUCAUUAAUUCUCCCCUAUAUAAUCUCACUAAGUCUGAUUUAACUGGCAUGACAUCUUAUUAAUUGCACUGUUAACUCUCCCUCCUCUAGGAAACUCUACCCGGAGCUAUGCCAAGGUAUUGUGGACAUAGCCAUCUCCAGUGUCUUCACUCUGAACAACGAUUCUGAACCACGAUCAUCUUCCUCCUCCCCUGCUCCCUACUCCUCCUCCCCCUCAUUUUCUACUCUCACCUCAUCCACCUGUUCCUCUCCGAAAUUGAGAGGACCCCUCCAUGUGGGCCCAUUCACCCGAUUGUAAGUCCCCCCUCCUCUGCUUCAGAAGUUCCACCCUCUGCUCCUCACUUCUAGGCUUUUCUGAGAGGUCCCUCAGGCCAGGAAGCUUGCCAUCUCAUUGGUUCUUGCUUGGCAAGUUUUGUCUCAAAGUGGAUGACCCU